Fonsecaea pedrosoi CBS 271.37 is the source of this 933-nucleotide messenger RNA. RefSeq lists its product as uncharacterized. NCBI's taxonomy places the organism in Eukaryota, Fungi, Ascomycota, Eurotiomycetes, Chaetothyriales, Herpotrichiellaceae. Bases 1 to 933 code for a protein of 310 amino acids. The transcript has 2 exons. The record is from RefSeq and is a predicted model, not a curated record.
AUGAAUGACAUGGACAACGACAUGGACAACUCCGACACUCUUGUCCUCCCAGACGGGCGAAAACUGGGAUACGUACAGUUCGGCUCCCCGACAGGACGUGCCAUCUUUUUCCUGCACGGCCACCCCGGAUCGCGCCUGGAAGGCGCCCAUCUGCACGAUCUGGGUUUGAAAUUAGGAGCCCGCAUCAUCUGUGCGGACAGGCCGGGGAUUGGAUUGAGCUCGCCGCAGCCGGGCAGAACACUCCUCGACCACCCCAAAGAUCUCGAACGGCUGGCAGAUCAUCUGAGGCUGGACAAGUAUGGUGUCCUGGGAGUCUCUGGUGGCGGACCAUACGCCCUCGCCUGCGCCUACGCCAUGCCCCGCGACAAGCUCAAGUGCGUCUCGAUCGUCUGCGGCCUGGGCCCCGUGUACGAGAUCGGCAUGAAAGGCGCGCGGUGGUUGAACUGGAUCGGCUUCACCUUCGGGUACCGGUACACGCCCUACUUCAUCAACCGGUGGUUCUGGCAGACGCAGACGAUGGGCCGCAUGGACCUCAGCGACGAGGAGCGCCUGGCGCGCCACAUGAAGGAAUUUGCCACGCCGCCCAAGACGCCGGCCGAGCAGAAAGACCACGAGGUUAUGAAAGACCCAGUCAAUGCCGGGCGGUUCAUGCGCGCGUCGCGAGCCACCUUCGCCCAGGGCUACGACACCACCCUCCAGGACGGCCGCCUGCUCAGCUCGCCCCUCGGGUUCCGCAUCGAAGAUAUCCGUCCCGACCUGCCCGUGCAGCUGUGGUAUGCGAAGAUGGACGUCAACGUGCCGCAGUACCACGGGGAAACGAUAGCUCAGCGAUUAGGCGGCCAGGCAGUCCUUCGAGUCGAGGACGAGACGCACGCAAGCCUGUUCUUCAACCGCCGCGAAGAGUUCCUCGGAGAACUGGUCAAGAGCAUUUAA